AUGCCCCGAGAGCCCCUUGCGACAUCAGAAUCAAGCAACCCCCCCGACACCACCGCCACUCCGUCUUCCAGCUCUCAACAUGGCCCCGUUCACCACGAACCCAUCGGUCUCUAUCGAGUCGACUCUGCCGCCUCUUCCAGCAGCCGCUCUUCCUCGUCGCGACUUCCCCGACGCGACUCGGUCGACCAUGGCGUCGACGUCGACCAGCUCGACGAGAAGCUGCGCGGAUUGAGGCUCCGCAACGUACAUGACAACCGUCACAACAACAAACUCGCUCGCUCUGCCCCCGGACAGAGGAUUGCCGACUAUGAAAACGCGCUGACUCCGCCUACCCCUAAGCAGGCGCUGGGCUUCAAGGUCAUCAAGCGCGCCGCCGGAGAACCCGGAGGGACUCUCUUGACUGACAUUCCCAAUGAGAUCCUGACCAACAUCCUCUCGCAUCUGCACCCCGACUCCCAUGGCGCCGUUGCCCUCGUUUCGAAACGCUUUUACGUGCUGGCUACUACCCCCCACAUUUGGCGCAUGGCCUUUUUGCGCUACUUCCCCGGCCAUGCUAGUCUCGAGGACAAUUUCAUCAAAGCUUCUACCGACUUUUGGUCUCACCCGUCUUCUGACACUUUCCGCUCUGAGACUCGCUACUUUGGUAGACUGACGCCACUUGCUACCUGGCGAAGCGAGUAUGUCUUCCGAACCAGGCUCAUUCGGAGUCUGUCCAAGGGCAAGCCCAACACUAGUGCUGGUGCUAUCGGUUCCUCUAUGCGCGCCAGCCAGCUCAGCAAGAAGUCAAAUGCUGUAUUGACCUACAACUCGAAGCUCCCCUGGCUCAUUACCAACAUUCACGCCUUGUUUGAUAAUGGCAAGAAGGCCCCUCGCGCUAUCCAGGGCUCCGGCCCCGUCGGUGUCGCCACCAUGAGCGACCCAACUACUGGCAAGAUCGAAAGCUGGGGCCUCAAGGAUAGCCACUGCUCGGCCCAAAUUGAGGAGGUUACACCGGGUCUCGAGCCGUACGGCCUUGGCGACGGCCCCGCAGCUACGGACAAUAGCAUGGACGUCAGUCAACUGUACGGCAUGAUCGCCGGUGAAGGUUUCCCUGGUGGCCGUGCCUACUUCCGCAGCGUCAAUGAAAUUGCAGGGCGCUACCUCGGUUCCGAGCCGGAUGCUCAACAACACCCGCCUGAUGUCCCUCGCAUACCUGAAAUCAGCGAAGCCAUCAGUAGCGUCUGGAUUGCCAAGUCCUCUGCGGUCCCCGCCACGACUUCAGCUAUGUGUGGCAUGUUAACUGGCUCCACGCUUGGUGUCGUCACCGCUUACUCUCUUGGAUCUGAUCCGAACGGCCCGAGAUACUCCUAUGGAGACAUGACGGCACGUUGGGUUCUUAGCCCUGGCGUGCCGAUUGUUUCGAUCAAGGUGGAUGAAAAUUAUACUGUGCGACGCCGACUGUCAUGCAGAGUAUGGGCUGUGGCAUUGAACGCGCUUGGCGAAGUGUUUUAUCUCACCGAGGUACCGAAGCCCGUGUCGCCGCAGAUGUCUACGGGUAACGCUCUGGUCAAUGCCUGGCUGGCUGGAAGGUCCGCCUACUGGCACCUGGUUGAAGUGACGCGCAGAUCGGCCCGCCCAGACGAGCUGGAUCUCAACGCGGUUCGCGGCACCUACUCGCCCAGGACUCCUUCCAAUGUCAUGAACCUGAGCAACAGCCAGAUUGCUGCUGAAGCAAGAGAAAUUGAGGUCUUCAUGCGCUACCAGCCAAACCAUUUCCUCGAUGCCUGUGUAGGCUGGGAUAUGCGACGCAGACUCGAGGUUGACUUUGCAAAUGAUGAUGGUCAGGAGGGCGGUGAAGGCAUCUUUCUUAUUGACUGUGGGCAUGGUGAGAAGGCCCGCGUUACCAAGUUCUACCGAUCAACCACUGCUCAACGACCCUCAUCUCUUGGAGGUGGCAAACUUGCACCGCCCGUUCCGUCUCUUUUUGGCCAGGUUGGCGCGCAGAGUACUCCGGAACCGCAGUCCCCAAGAUCGCCACCGCCUACACCAUACUCUCCUGCGGCCCCAUCUGCGCCCAUGGAUGAUUGGCGGGCUGUCUCGUUCCAGCUCAAGGGAUCUGAUAGCCAGAUCAUCACGGCCAGUGCCUUGGACAACUCAGCCUUUGCUAUCAUGACUCUCAACGAAGAUCCUCUGCAUGUAGACAGCGAAAGUACUGUAUCCGACGAUGCAGAUGGAGAACGAGUCAUCAAAGAGAUCCCAGGCCGCAGGGCUCGAUUCCUUAUCGUGGGCACGAGCUCCGGCAGUGUCAUCGUAUGGAACGCUAGAGAGAUCCGCGCUGAAACGGUCAGGCCAUGCCGCAUCAUUCAGACGGAAUCACCAUCAAUCUCGUGUGUUGCUGCCUCGGCAUUGUACCUGGUCCAUGGUGGCAGCGAUGGCCUCGUUCAAGCUUGGGAUCCUCUCGCCUCUACCGCUGACCCGAUUCGCACCCUCAAUGCUCGGUCAAACGGCCGAAUCCCGCGCCACAUGAUCUCCAUGAACCCUACCCUGACUGCUGCAGAUUACCAUGCAACGGGGGCCAUCAUACUGGACUCUGACCCUACGGUUCUCCGCGGUGUGGUGGCGUUUGGUGCUUUUAUGCGCUACUGGUCGUAUAGUUCCAAAGGCAACGCGCCAGGUCGGAAGAGACGCGUGCGACAUCCAGAUGCUCAGGGCCGUGCUGCGGGUCGUCGUUUCGGUAGCAACGUAUCUGGCUAUAUUCUGGAAGAGGAGGAAGAGCUGCGCCAUGAAAACGAGCAUCGGGCUCGUGAGCAAACGCGCUUGCGCAAACGCUUUGGCGUCGGCGCCCUUGGAGAUCUCACGGAACAAGAGGCUCUCGAGUACAUGCAGAUGGUCUCGCAGGAGAGCUUCUUGGCUGACGAAAUGCGCCGGGCCAGCGAUUCUGCCGCCGACACCAGCGGCGGAGACACGGCCUCGGUGACGAGUCACAGCACUGCCGACGCGACGACGCCUGAGGCCAGCCUCGUCGAAUCCAGCCCCCUGCAGCAGAACUUGACAAGCGACGACGAAGACGGAUACGAGGAGCAGAUCCAGCAGGCCAUCCGCCUGUCACUCCUCGAAGGCGUCAACGACCGCGGCCAGUCUCCACAGCGGAGCAGCAGCACAGACGAGUUUGAUUAUCCCAUCACCUACAAGGCCAAGACCAAGGGUGGUAAGAAGAAGAGUGGUGGUGGCAGCCGACGCGUAAGCCCGUCGACGACUUCGACCGCCUCUCCGCGCAUCCUGCCCGACGUGGCCGCCAGUUCUUCGUCGGCCUCUGCGCAUGCACCACCUGCGGAUGUUGACGCUGACCUGGCGUUUGCCCUCAGCCUCAGCAUGCAGCAGGAGGAGCAGGCGCAACGGCAGGGCCGCCGCGACCGAGAGUCGUCGUUCGCGCAGGCCAGCCAAGACUUUCCGCCGCUAUCUGCUGGCAAAGACACCUCCGUCAGCAAGGGCAAGGGCGUGACCAGAUGGUGA
Cordyceps fumosorosea ARSEF 2679 is the source of this 3492-nucleotide messenger RNA. Its product is annotated as F-box and WD domain protein. The coding region runs from base 1 to 3492 and encodes 1163 amino acids. NCBI's taxonomy places the organism in Eukaryota, Fungi, Ascomycota, Sordariomycetes, Hypocreales, Cordycipitaceae. Gene Ontology annotation, cellular component: proteasome regulatory particle, base subcomplex; cytosol; nucleus. The record is from RefSeq and is a predicted model, not a curated record. Gene Ontology annotation, molecular function: polyubiquitin modification-dependent protein binding. Gene Ontology annotation, biological process: proteasome-mediated ubiquitin-dependent protein catabolic process. The transcript has 2 exons.